Molecule: messenger RNA, 713 nt
Organism: Neodiprion fabricii
Lineage: Eukaryota; Metazoa; Arthropoda; Insecta; Hymenoptera; Diprionidae
Gene: sloth2
Exons: 2
Coding region: 249-614 (121 amino acids)
Biological process (GO): mitochondrial respiratory chain complex III assembly
Cellular component (GO): mitochondrion
Source: RefSeq, a predicted model, not a curated record
GUUCACCGUCCGCUCAAUCGUUAAUCUAAAAUUUUUACUUCGAUUUUGGGAAAUACAGAUACGAGAGCUUUAUUUAAUACGAUGUUUUGUUAGCCGUCCCGUAAUGAUAAAGAUAGACGCAAUGCGUAUUACAUCGUGCGCAUGUCUCGAAUCUCAGUAAGAAUUCGCGACCACUGACGUAACGUCAAGAUUCAAGAUGGCCGCAAUCCGUCUGCUGUGAGUAAUGUUGCUCAGAUCAGUGCCUGUAAAUGUUGCUUAAAAGGCGAUCGCGUAGUUUAAUCGGCAGGGUGUUGGAUAAGUGGCCGGGAAAAAAGUUAUUCGAACGUACAAAAAGCGGCGAAUCCAAGAGGCGCUGGAGAAGAAGCGAGCACACGAGGAAACGUAACGCGAUAGAAAAGAGGAAAACUGAAUUCGUUCCGAAACAGGUGGGGUCAAAGAAAAUGCCUGCUGGAGUUUCCUGGACUCGCUAUCUUACGUAUACCGGCGUCGCCAUGCUCACAAUGCUCGCCGGCUCACAGACCGUUCAUCACUUCUACAGGCCUCUAGACGACUUAGACAUGCUGAUAGAACAGGAAUACGAAAAACUACUGAAGCAGGAAAAGGAGAAAAGUUAAUUCUGGCUUAUCUCACAUCAUUGUACGUCACGAUCUCUUGUAGAAUCAUGCAACACUUAAAUAAUUAUAUAUAUAAAUAAAUACACACACAUAUAUGAA